Molecule: messenger RNA, 2060 nt
Organism: Anopheles gambiae (African malaria mosquito)
Lineage: Eukaryota; Metazoa; Arthropoda; Insecta; Diptera; Culicidae
Exons: 2
Coding region: 141-1157 (338 amino acids)
Source: RefSeq, a predicted model, not a curated record
AGCCUUUUUUUGGCUAAAGGUAAAUAUGGGGCUUCCCGGUUUCCCUGGCGAUAGCGAAACCGUUAUUCGGAAGCCAUUCGAUAGGCUUUUCGGGUGUGCGUGUGCGUGGUCUGGUGGGCAGUGGGCAGGCUCCUUGAAGAAUGGGUUUGAUCAGCAAGUGUUGCGUUUUUUUCGGUCUCGGAUCGGUUGCGUAUUAUGUGCGGUGGUAUUACAUCGGCCGAUUGUACGAAAGCAAGCGAAAGUUCCAGAACGGUGAACUAAUCGUGCUGACCGGAGCGAACUCGGGCAUCGGUUGGGCGACACUGCUCGAGCUGGCCGACCGUGGCUGUCAUCUGGCGCUAGGUGUGCGCUGCCCAACAGUCGGCCAAACAAUCCGCGACCGGGUGCUGCAUCAGUGUCCGUGCGCAACGAUUGACACGUUCGUGCUGAAACUCGAAUCCCUUGCCAGUGUGGUAGAAUUCAGUGAAAACGUUCGCAAUCUCAACAAACCGCUGUACGCGCUGAUCAAUAACGCGGGCGUGUUUUACGUGCCGCCCAGUGUCACCGAGGACAAGCUAGAGUAUCUGUACCAGGUGAACUAUUUGGCGCACUUCCUGCUGACUCUGCGGCUACUGCCCGCCCUCAAGCAGCACCCGUCCGAUAGUCGCAUCGUGAACGUGGUUUCGCAAGCCCACCGCUCGGUGGCGGAAAUACCGCCGAACGACCGCUUCGGUGGCCCACCGUACCCCGACACAUCGGCCAAUCGGUUCCGGGCGUACGCGUACAGCAAGUUUUGCUUGGUGCAGUUCUCCUACCGCUUGUCGCAGCUGCUCGCAGCGAGCAGCACGAACAUCCCCACCGUACACUGCAUCGAUCCGGGCAACGUGGAAACCCCAAUCUAUCGUCACUUCCCACUGCUAGCGAAUCGGGCCCUUUUCUGGCUUCAAAAGCCGCUGCGGAUUUUGCUCAUCAAAACGCCACACGAAGGAGCUCAGGGCAUCCUGUACGCGGUACUGUCGGAAAAGAAGCCACCCUUCUACGUGCGCCGGUUCUGGGGCCGCGAGUCGAGCGAUUACGACGAAAUCAAUCCACUGGUGCGCAAGGAAGCGCUCGCCGACACGCUAUGGAAACGGAGCCGGCAACAGUGCAGCCACCAUCUGCUGGAGAUGACGGUGUAGUGCCCCCGCUGUACGAGGAUCGCACCAAGGGGCUGCGGAAGGAACGGCUUUCAUUUCGCUUUACCUCCAUGGAGAAACCAUCCGAGCUGUGCCGUUGCCUGGUAACGAUAAGCGACGUGAGCAAUGUUGAAGCGCACGAGUCAUCCUACCUCGGCGGAGGAUCCAGCGAAGAACUUUGGAUCACCAUGGGGACUGCCCUGACACCGGUCGAUUGCUAUGUGGAGCUUCUGCUGCAGCAAAUGUUAACGAACGAGCAAAGCAAAUGUACGAUCAGCAGUGCCAAACGCGGUGACGUCACGUUCACCAUGAAGCUGGUGCGCAUCGAGGGACAAAAAUAUUACUACCAACUCACCGUCCCCGAAACGCUCGCGCUGGCCAAACAGUACAAAGAGAAUGGCGUGAAAAUGUUUUCCAAAUACCCGUUGUUUGCGCACGCCUACUUCAACCAGGCGGCCAAGUGUUUGCUGUCCUGGUCACCGAUCGAUCAGCUCGACCCGGCCAUCGAAGGAGCCGGUACGAUCGAGGAAAUGCAGUCCCUACUCGAAACGCUAUACCUUAACAUUGCGGCAUGCCUGAUCAAGCAGAACCGCUUCGACGAAGUGCUGCACGUGCUUCGCUACACCGAUCAACAGGAACAUCCCUCCCCGAAGGCAACAUAUCGGAAGGCGUUGGCACAGUUUAAGGUGAAACGGUUUACCGAAGCGCUCGCCACACUCGAGCGGAUCGAUUACGCCAGCAGCAAGGAGUGUGUCGCGUUGCACGCGCAGAUCAUUCAAACGCGCCAGCAAGAGGACAGCAAAUACAGCUCAAUGGUAAAGAAAAUGUUCGCUUAAACAGGUAGCUAUACUUACACUCUAUACGUACACGAUAAGCAAUAAAAUAAGCUUCUACGAUUAACGAUAA